This is a messenger RNA of Phoenix dactylifera (date palm), 1280 nucleotides long. Its product is annotated as septum-promoting GTP-binding protein 1-like. Lineage: Eukaryota; Viridiplantae; Streptophyta; Magnoliopsida; Arecales; Arecaceae. The record is from RefSeq and is a predicted model, not a curated record. Gene Ontology annotation, molecular function: GTPase activity; GTP binding.
AUAUCUCUCCUCUCUUAUAAUCGGUCAACCAUCCCCCUCCCCACGCACGCAGUCUUCGUACUAUCCGGUCGUUACCACGAUAACAAAUGAUAGAUAGAGAGAGAAGGCCAGAUUAAAGAAGAGGGGAGGAGAGAGCACAAAGAAAGAGAGAGAGAGAGAGAAAACAGAACACCACCUACAAUAACAAAGAUAACUCCUCUAUCCCCUCCCUUGUUGAUGGCCAACCCUGUUCUUCAACCCUCCAUCACCACCACCACCUCAACAUGACUCACCUCCGCCGGACCUUGCUUCGCCUCGACCGCAAAUGGGCCUGCUUCGUCCAGCUCGCCGUCGUACGCCGCUUCUUCCACCUCCUUUGGGACCGCCUCCUCACAUGUUCUUCGCCCGGCGGCCACGCCCGGUACCGGCGGCUCAAGGGGUGCUUCUCGCCGCAGCUCAUGGUGGUCGAGGACGCUCCCCUGGCUGCCGCCUGCCCUGCGGCCGCAUACGGCGAUGUCGACGUGGAUUCCGACUUGGUGCCGCUGAAGAUCAGCCUCCUCGGCGACUGCCAUAUCGGAAAAACAAGCUUCAUGGUUAAGUAUGUGGGUGAUGUGGAGGAACAACAGGGGUUGCAGUUGACAGGACUGAAUUUAAUGGAUAAGAUUUUAGUCGAGGGGGCGAGGAUUGCAUUUAGUAUUUGGGAUGUUGGAGGUGAUCGUCAAUUUCUUGAUCAUGUUCCCAUCGCUUGUAAAGAUGCUGUGGCGAUUCUUAUUAUGUUCGAUCUAACCACCCGUCGCACACUAAAUAAUGCUAUCGGCUGGUAUCAACGGGCAAGAAAAUGGAAUAAGACAGCGAUCCCUAUAUUAAUAGGAACAAAAUUUGAUGACUUUGUUCAGCUUCCUCUCGAAAUGCAAUGGACGGUUGUGAAUCAGGCCAGAGCAUGCGCAAGAGUGAUGAAUGCAACUCUCUUUUUUUCAAGUGCCGCCCACAACAUAAAUGUGAACAAGAUUUUCAAGUUCAUCAUAGCCAAGCUCUUUAACUUGCCAUGGACUGUAGAGAGAAACUUGACACUCGGAGAACCCAUCAUCGAUUUCUAGGGUUCUCUCUUUCUUUUUUCUUUCUUCUGUUUUGCUUUCUUUAGUUAACCUUUUGUCUUGCAAGUGCAAGAUUGUACAAAGCAAAAAAUCCCAUCAUGCCCUGGUGUUUAUCCAGGUGUUUCACAGUAAUUUUCCCUAAAACUAAUUGUGUUAUAAUCAUCAUUAUUAUAAGGAAAAAUAAAUUUUGAUGCAGCAUGUCUACAA